CUUGCACUCUUGCGCCCUCCCUCUUUACUUCUUUGUCUCCCUUCUUCUUACUUCUUAUUCAUCCAUGGCGCCCAGUAGCCAUUAGACCAAUCUCUUUUCAUCCCCCCCCCCAAUUGCUGACCUCUUCAGUAUGUCCUCUUCUGUUGUCGAAGCGGCCACGGCUGGAACUUCGCCGCAUCUCCGCGUGUCCGCGGCCAAGAGCCAGGAUCCCCAGGCCACAGCACACGAUGGCCAGCCCUCCGUGAGGAUUGCGCCUCCAGAGAAGUCAGCUGUUGAGGAUCAUUUUUUCUGGACCUAUACGGAAGAGCCCCAUCGAUCGAGGCGAUUGGCUAUCAUCAAAGCCCAUCCAGAAGUCACCAAGCUCUGUGGACCGGAGCCAUUGACCAAAUAUGUCGUUCUGGGAGUCGUGUCUCUUCAAAUCCUCUGCGCCUACCUCCUCCGCAAUACUUCCAUGCUGUCCUGGAAAUUUCUCGCAACUGCAUACGUGAUUGGGGCCACUUCCAACCAGAACCUCUUCCUCGCAAUCCAUGAGAUCUCACACAAUCUUGCCUUCCGGUCCGCAAUAGCAAACAGAUUACUGGCGAUCUUCGCCAAUCUGCCCAUUGGCUUGCCCUACAGUGCUGCCUUCAGGCCCUACCACCUCACCCAUCACAAGUCCCUCGGUGUGACCGGACUGGAUACCGAUCUCCCCACCGCCGUGGAAGCCUUCUUCCUGGAUUCGCUCCUGGGCAAGGCAUUCUUCUGCACCUUCCAGAUCUUCUUCUAUGCCGUCCGGCCCAUGUUCAUCUACAGCCCGCCCUUCACAUACAUCCACCUCCUCAACCUCGCCGUCCAGCUCUCCUUCGAUUACUUCCUCAUCCAGUUCUGCGGCGGUUCCAUCCAACCCGUCCUCUACCUCCUCAUGAGCUCUUUCCUCGCCGGCUCCCUCCACCCCUGCGCCGGCCACUUCAUCGCGGAGCACUACUUCUUUUCGCAGGUCUCGCACGGUACCGAGUCCCUCCAGGAUCUCCAGAACCCGAAGGGGGAGAAGUCCACCACGGCGGCCCCGCAUCCGCUGGACUCCCUCCCGCCUCCGGAAACAUACUCCUACUACGGGCCCCUCAACUUCUUCACCUACAACGUCGGCCUACACAACGAGCACCACGACUUCCCCGCGAUCCCGUGGACCAGACUGCACGAACUGCACCGCGUCGCCAAGGAGUUCUACGAGCCCCUGCCCUGCCACCACAGCUGGGUGUGGGUGAUCUGGACGUUCAUCUUGGAUAAGAACGUGGGCAUGUGGUGUCGCGUCAAGCGAGCGCAGGGUGGUCGUCUCGUAGGAGGUGGCGGAGGUGGCAACGGUCGUGGUGGAGAGGGCAUCUCGGCUUCCUCGUCGGCUGGUCCGCAGGAAUCCGGGGAUGGAUGGAAGGAAAGCGAGAUCCAGAACUGAUUUCGCGCUCCCACCAUCUAUCUACCCGCAUCGUGUCAUUGUAUACGCCGCUUCUUUGUUGAUUGAGUGAUGGAAAUCCCGCCGCACUGCCCUUGUGCAUUAUCACCCCACUAUGUAUACCUACAAUUAGACAUGACCCGUUUGGCCUUCAGCUCUGGUUUUUUUCUCCACAGACUUCGUGUGCGGGUCUUCGAGUCAUGGUCAUGAAUAAGAUGAGAUUUUUCUGGUUCGC
This is a messenger RNA of Aspergillus brunneoviolaceus CBS 621.78, 1661 nucleotides long. RefSeq names its product sphingolipid delta(4)-desaturase family protein. Gene Ontology annotation, cellular component: membrane. The transcript has 3 exons. Gene Ontology annotation, molecular function: sphingolipid delta-4 desaturase activity. Bases 131 to 1429 code for a protein of 432 amino acids. The record is from RefSeq and is a predicted model, not a curated record. Lineage: Eukaryota; Fungi; Ascomycota; Eurotiomycetes; Eurotiales; Aspergillaceae. Gene Ontology annotation, biological process: ceramide biosynthetic process.